This is a messenger RNA of Thyridium curvatum, 1812 nucleotides long. RefSeq lists its product as uncharacterized. The record is from RefSeq and is a predicted model, not a curated record. Bases 1 to 1812 code for a protein of 603 amino acids. Gene Ontology annotation, biological process: regulation of transcription by RNA polymerase II. The transcript has 2 exons. Lineage: Eukaryota; Fungi; Ascomycota; Sordariomycetes; Thyridiales; Thyridiaceae.
AUGGCGAGAUCAAUAGAUAUUGUCACCCUUGGAAACCUGGAGGAGAAGAUGGGCCGAUGGCAUCCCGACAACGAUAACCAUCUUCACGCACUGGUAGACAUGGGCAGUAACGGCAUCCGUUUCUCCAUAUCGGACCUCUCCCCGCCGCACACGCGCCUCCUAAAGUGCAUCUACCGCGAGCGCGCCGCCAUCUCGCUCUUUGACGCCCUGCGUGCUGAGUCCGGCCAGGAGCCCGGCCAGCUCUCCUUCCAGCCGGCCACCAUGCAGCGCGUCGCCGCCACGCUCGCGCGCUUCCGCUCCAUCGCCGCCGCCCACGGCGUCCCGCCGUCCCAGAUCACCGUCUUCGCCACGGAGGCCAUGAGGAGCGCGCUCAAUGCGGGCGACAUGCUCGACGCCAUCGCCGCCGCGGCGCCGGACCUCUCCCUGCGCGUGCUGUCGCCGGAAGUCGAGGCCCUGCUCGGCGCUAUGGGUGCCCGGUCCGGCUUCGUCGAGGUCAAGGGCCUGUUCCUCGACCUCGGCGGCGGCAGCGUGCAGAUGACGUACAUGGACACCACCGCAGCAGCAGAGAGCGACGAAGUGCGCGUCCCCACGGCCGGCGAGAGCAUGCCGUUUGGCGCGGCGCGCCUGACGAGGAACGUGCGGGAUGGCGAGAGCACGGCUCACGUCACCGUGGAGAAGGUGCAGGGCGGCAUGCUGGGUGCCUUUGCCAAGAUGUGCGCCAGGUUUCCGGAGCUGGACAGGCUCGCGAGGGGGGAGGACGGCGGCGACGGCGUGGACGUCUACCUUUGCGGCGGCGGGUUCAGAGGCUACGGCAGCAUGCUCAUGCACAACGAUCCCGUGCAGCCGUACCCCAUACCGCUGGUCGGGGGCUACACGGUCCCCGGGGGGUACUUUUCGCAGGUGGAGCGGAUGCGCAAGGUCAACGAGGAGCACGAGGGCAAGAUCUUUGGCAUGUCCAAGCGCCGCCGCGAGCAGUUCUCCGCUAUCGCGACGGUGAUCGAAGGCCUCGUCAAAGCGGUCCCGCGCAUCAAAAGCGUGACCUUUUGCGCGGGCGGCAACCGCGAGGGCGCCCUCAUGAUGAAGCUGCCGCCUGAGGUCCGCGACGCCAACCCGCUCGACCUACUAGGCAUACCCGCGGCACCGGCCAGGGAGGAAGAUCCCAGGGUCGUCCGGACCGUGGCUCACCUAAUCGACACGGCGAUCCCGCGCAGCGUGGCGGCGGACAAGAUCAAGCUGCUCUACCUCGCGCCGGUGCUCACGCGCAAGCUCUGGGAGGGCCGAGGCGAGGACGCCAGUGCCAACGCCGCUCUGGCGCUGAACGAGGCCGCCCACGGCUACCUUGGCAUGCCUGGCCUGAACCACGUGGCCCGCGCCCUGCUCGGCCUGACCCUGUGCGCCAGGUGGGGCGGCAGCCUCUCGCCGUCGGACAGGCAGCUCUACGAGGGCCUGCAGCGGGUCGCCGGCGCGCCGGGCUCGGAGCAGGUCUUCUGGGCGGAGUACAUCGGCGCCGUGUCCGCGGCCAUCGCGCUCGUGGUCCCCGCGCGGCCGCGGUGGGCGGAGGAUCUUCGGCAGGCGAUCCGGUUCCGGGUGGCGACGGACGUGGCCCACGGGCAGCGGGACAACUUUGUGCUGUCUGUGUCGGUGUCGUCGGCGGCUCUCCGGGGUCUGAGCCUGGAUGAUGUGCAGGACUGCUUUAGUGGCUUGAGGCAGAAGAGCAAGAAGAGGAAGAAGGACGGCGAAGGUGCCGGUGGUAGGACGUGGAGUGUGACUGUGCAGGUUCAGGAGGUUCCCGAGUUGAGGAUAGACAUAUAA